GCCUGAAUAGCCACUCAGCUGCAGGCUUCCAGGCAUCAGUCCACCUCAUGCUGAGGUCUCCUGGCUUAGGAAAGCAACUCUAGCUCAGUCUUCUCGACCAUGAUCCUCAGAUGCCCUGUCACCUCCUCCUGUAGCAGUGCCAGUCCACUUCGUGUCCUACGGAUGCUGAUGCUGCUGUCACUGCUCUUGACUGCGCUUGCCCACUCCACCAGGAGAGAAACUACAAGUGUAGAAGUUGAACCGUUCAUAGAAUUGCGCUGCACAUGUGUGAAGACCACCUCUCGAAUUCAUCCCAAUUACAUUACCAAUUUGGAGGUGAUGAGGGCAGGAGCCCAUUGUCCCGUGGUGGAAGUGAUAGCCACACUGAAAGAUGGGAGGAAAACCUGCCUGGACCCAGAGGCUCCCAUGGUCAAGAAAAUGAUACAGAAAAUUCUGGAAGGUGAUUAGUUAGCUGCUUAAUCUAUUCAUUUUUUGCCAAACCCUUUUAUCCCCCAGGAAGGGAGAAAUUUUGAAGCCUUGACUUUCUAGAAUUCUUUUUUAACCAGGAUACCUAUUCCUACUUUAUUAAACUUUGGAUGUGUUUUCUUCUCUGUUUCAAACAUCACAUUUUAUUCUGAGAAAACUGUUUAAAAACUGAGAGAAGAUGAAAGUAAACAAGCAUAGCUUCAAAAUAUAAUAUUUGGUUUUACCUCCAAACUCUUGGUUAAACACAGUUCUACGCUUUGCAUUUGCCUAUUUGAAAAUUCCUUUCCAAAUACAUUUGUUGUUAACUUAUUUUGCUUUUCUUUACUGUUAGGCCAAGAAGAAUUUCCUAAUGGUUAUUGAUAUUUGGAAUCACACAAUGCCCCAAAUAAAGUAGUUGCUCAAUAAAUGUUUGUUAAUAUCUUUA
This is a messenger RNA of Choloepus didactylus (southern two-toed sloth), 889 nucleotides long. Its product is annotated as platelet basic protein-like. Lineage: Eukaryota; Metazoa; Chordata; Mammalia; Pilosa; Megalonychidae. Gene Ontology annotation, cellular component: extracellular region. The coding region runs from base 100 to 447 and encodes 115 amino acids. The record is from RefSeq and is a predicted model, not a curated record. The transcript is spliced from 3 exons. Gene Ontology annotation, molecular function: CXCR chemokine receptor binding; chemokine activity. Gene Ontology annotation, biological process: chemokine-mediated signaling pathway; neutrophil chemotaxis; cellular response to lipopolysaccharide.